CUCUACAGUAGUCGUAGAUACCUUCCUGGGGGAGGGGAGUUUCCCUGGCUCAAGCAGACCAACUAGAAAGCGUCCUUUCUAAGAAACGGGUUCUAUUAACACAGCGGGGGGGUAACGAGCGUGGACUGGUUUCUAGGCACCCACCCACCGUCUCCCGCAGCCAUUUUGAGCUUGCUUCACCUAAAGGGAACCUAUAAAGGCGGGGACUGUACGUCAUCUAGCAGCAACUGACGGACCCUACCGAGGGGCAGGAACGAAAAGGAAAGAAAUACAAGGCCCCCCCCGCCCCCACUACCCUAGGUCGCCUAAGGCCAGCUUCCGGCCCGAUAACGUGGAACCGCUAGCCCGCCCCUUGUGCGUGGAGGGCGUGGUAUGUUCACGUGAGCUCAGAGGAAGUCAUGUGUUCUCGAUCACGUGGGGAGGAACCGGAAGUGGCGGACACUGAGUCCUCCGCUUCACCAGUCUUUAGACGGGUCUGAGACCUGCAGGUCACUCUGCAGCUGGGUAGGGGUCGCGUGCCCUCUCCUCCACGAUGAGGUGGGUGCGCGCGGCCGGAGAGAGGCUGUGCCAGCGCGUGCGCGGGGCAGAGGCGCUGCGCGAGACCUGCCGCCAGUACCCACUGUUCUGCUGCAUUCUCUUGGGGCUCAUCAUAGCGACGCUCCUGCUCAGCCGGUAUCUUCACAUUCUCUUGAUCUUCUGGUCAUUUUUGGCGGGAGUUGUCACAUUCUACUGUUCAUUAGGACCAGAUUCCCUCUUACCAAAUAUUCUUUUCACAAUAAAACACAAAACCAAGCAGUUAGAACUGCAAGAACUGUUUCUCCAGUGUAAUAGCUGUACUGUGUGUGGUAAAGUCAAAUGUAAAAGGCAUAGGCCUGCAUUAUUGCUAGAAAAUUAUCAGCCAUGGUUGGAUUUGAAAGUUCCUUCUAAAGUUGAUGCAUCCUUAUCCGAGGUUUUUGAACUAGUCUUGGAAAAUUUUGUUGAUCCUUGGUACAGGGAUAUAACUGAUGAUGAAUCGUUUGUGGAUGAACUUAGAAUAACAUUGCGGUUUUUUGCGUCUGUAUUAAUUCGCAGGAUUUACAAGGUGGAUAUUCCAACUAUUAUAACAAAGAAAAUGCUGAAGGCAGCCAUGAAACAUAUAGAAGUAAUAGCUAAAGCCAGACAGAAAGUGAAGAAUGCUGAAUAUUUACAGCAAGCUGCUUUAGAAGAAUAUGGACCAGAGCUCCAUGUGGCCUUGAGAAGUAGAAGAGAUGAGCUUCAUUAUUUAAGGAACCUUACUGAAAUUCUUUUCUCCUAUGUUCUGCCUCCAAAGGCAACAGACUGCAGGUCACUCACGUUGCUUAUAAGAGAAAUCUUGUCACGUUCUGUUUUCCUUCCUUCCAUGGAUUUCUUAGCUGAUCCGGAUACUGUGAAUCACUUGCUGCUUAUCUUCAUUGAUGACAGUCCACCUGAAAAAGCAACAGAACCUGCUUCUGCUUUGGUUCCCUUUCUGCAGAAGUUUGCAGAGCCCAGAAAUAAGAAGCCCUCUGUCUUGAAUCUGGAUCUGAAGGAAAUUAGAGAUCAGCAGGAUCUCCUGUUUUGCUUCAUGAAAUUUUUGAGACAGGAAGGAGCUGUGCAUGUCUUGCAGUUCUGCCUGGAUGUAGAUGAAUUCAACCUUAAAAUUUUGAAACCGGACUUAUCAGAUACUGAGAUGGUGUUGCGUCAUGAAGAAGUACAGAAAAUCUACCAAACUUAUUGUUUGGAUGAAAGUAUUGAUAAAAUUAGAUUUGAUCCUUUCAUUGUGGAAGAGAUAAAAAGUAUUGUUGAAGGUCCCUAUGUUGAAGUUGUGAAACUGCAAACAAUGCGGUGCCUUUUUGAAGCCUAUGAACAUGUGUUUUCGCUCUUGGAGAGUGUCUUCAUUCCUAUGUUCUGUCACAGUCACGAGUAUUUCAGGCAUCUCUUAAAAGGAGCUGAAUCUCCAACACGCAAUUCCAAAUUAAACAAGAGCACUCAUAAAAAAGGAGAAUCCUCUGGAAUCAGCAGAAUAGGCAGCAAGAUUAAAGAAGUGUUCAAGAGUACCACAAUGGAGGGAGCUGUGCUGCCCAACUUUGUCAUGGCUGAAGGGGAGGAUGACUUUAUUGAAGAAGGUAUUAUGGUAAUGGAAGACGAUUCUUCUCCUGUGGAGGCAGUUAGCACACCUAAUACACCUCGCAAUCUUGCAGCUUGGAAAAUUAGCAUUCCAUAUGUGGAUUUCUUUGAUGACCCCUCUUUUGAAAGGAAGGAGAGAAAAGAAAGAAUUCCAGUAUUUUGCAUUGAUGUGGAAAGGAAUGAUAGAAUGGCAGUUGGGCAUGAACCUGAACGCUGGUCAGUCUACAGACGAUAUCUUGAAUUUUACGUCCUUGAGUCAAAGCUUACUGAAUUUCAUGGUACAUUCCCUGAUGCCCAACUUCCUUCAAAGAGGAUCAUUGGACCAAAGAACUUUGAAUUCUUAAAUUCAAAGAGAGUGGAGUUUCAGGAAUAUUUGCAGAAACUGUCGCAACAUGCAGAGCUAAGCAAUAGCCAGCUUUUGGCUGACUUCCUAUCCCCUAAUGGUGGAGAAACACAGUUUCUUGAUAAGAUACUGCCUGAUGUAAAUUUAGGCAAAAUGAUAAAAUCUGUUCCAUCAAAACUAAUAAAAGAGAAAGGCCAGCACUUGGAACCAUUCAUUAUAAACUUUAUUAAUUCCUGUGAAUCUCCCAAACCAAAACCAAGUAAACCAGAGCUUACUAUUCUCAGCCCUACUUCUGAAAACAAUAAAAAGCUUUUUAAUGAACUGUAUAAGAACAAUGCAAACCGUUCUGAGAAUUCAGAGAGAAGACAGAAUCAGAACUACUUCAUGGAAAUGAUAACAGUUGAAGGAGUCUAUGACUACUUAAUGUAUAUAGGUAGAGUUGUGUUCCGUAUUCCCGACUGGCUUCAUCAUAUCCUGAUGGGAGGACGGAUUCUCUUCAAAAAUACCUUAGAGGCGUAUACAGACAACUAUCUGCAGCGCAAGCUAGAGCAGCUCUUCCAGGAGCACCGUUUGGUGUCCCUUAUAACCCUUCUGAGAGAUGCGGUGUUCUGUGAGAACUCUGAACCUCGUGCUCUUCAAGAUAAGCAGAAACGGGCAAAGCAGACCUUUGAAGAAAUGAUGAAAUACAUUCCAGAUUUGAUAGGCAAGUGCAUUGGAGAAGAGGCCAAAUAUGAAGGCAUAAGACUUCUGUUUGAUGGACUGCAGCAGCCUGUGCUCAACAAACAGUUGACUUAUGUUUUGCUGGAUAUUGGGAUCCAGGAACUGUUUCCAGAGCUUGAUGAGGUUCAAAAGGACGCAUCCUCUGUAUCAUCAUGGAUGUAAACAUCAGGAUACUGACUUAACUCUGAUGUAUAGAUGGCUGCUACUUACUAAUUUAAUGUAUAGGUUCUGUGUUUAGCCGUGUACAUUUGCUUGUAAAUAUAAUUAACUUUAACUCCAGAAAAAUUAUCUUUACUCAAGAAAGAUUAAAAUUUAGUACUGACUGAA
Molecule: messenger RNA, 3514 nt
Organism: Hemicordylus capensis (graceful crag lizard)
Lineage: Eukaryota; Metazoa; Chordata; Lepidosauria; Squamata; Cordylidae
Gene: SNX14
Product: sorting nexin 14
Exons: 28
Coding region: 533-3349 (938 amino acids)
Biological process (GO): autophagosome maturation
Cellular component (GO): late endosome
Molecular function (GO): phosphatidylinositol-3,5-bisphosphate binding
Source: RefSeq, a predicted model, not a curated record